AGCCUCUUGCUGAUUGGCGGAUGCGCUACCACUACUGAUCUCCAUCGUCUCGCCCUGCAUACAUCGGCAACUCGUAACGGACAAGUCUGCGUGUUCCGUCAUUCUCUUUCCUUUUUCUAAAAGAUUAUAUUUGUGGGUUCCACAAAACUGCCUUCGGCUGGCAUUGGACUAUAGCCUCUUGCAGCCUUCUCAUCUUGUAUUCGAGGGAGUCGUGUACGGAAAGCAAACACAUAGGAGGAACACCUCUGGAUCAACUUUAGCGUAUACACACUCGCGCACGAGUCGACUUACUCGCUCGUUGAGAGGAAGUUAUUCUCUCUCUGUUGCUAGAGCGCUUCUUUUUUUUUUGGUAGUCGUCUUCAUUCAUUAGAAGAGAAAAGAAAUAUAUAAUAGACAUCAACGAAUGUGGAGAAACGAGGGAGUACGUACUAGCUGAAAUCGUUGUAGAAGUCUCUGCUCCUUUUUUAAAAUAGUUAUUCUUACAUACACACACAAACCUUACAACCCGUCUCCAUAUUGUCCUCUUCCGUCUCGUACAAUCUUUUUUUCUUCUUCAACGUUUCGUUUUGACAGGUGUUGUCGGCUUCCUUCACGCUUUCGCUGAUCCUUCUUCUUUUUCUCUUCCGUUUGCUCGCUGAACGUUCUCACCAGAGACAAGAGAAUACACACACGUACACUCACACACUUGUUCUCUUGUAAUACACACGGAGAGGCAAACGUUGAACGCGACUUUCACCCGCCAUUUCAACGUUCACCGACGCUUUAUUAUAUAUAUAUAUAUAUAUAUAUAUUGUUUGACGUACAGUCCUUUUGAAGUCACAUUAGCGAAAUCCGCGAAAAAGGAAAAGAGCUGAGGAGGACCUGGAGUCUUCCGCUCAUUUGUUAAAAGUAUCUUUGACGGGUGUGUCAGCCAGUUAACGCUACGCCCUUCCUUUUUUCUUUCUUUCUUCUGCUCUUGCGUUUCUGACUUGCGGCUUUUGCGUUUGAUACGUCUGUGUCAAUCGUGUUUAUUAUUAAUAUACAUCUCUUUUCGUCCUCGCUUCUUGUGAAGAGGACGCAACGAAAGGCCUCUCUCUCUCCACCCCCCAAAAUGUUUGACCGCUCUUUUCCGUGCCUGCGGUCCGCCGCCAUGGCCUUCCGCGGCUCUGCCGGUGCGGCCGCCCUCUACGCGUCCGCCACUUCCUUUUGGGCAUCCGGUGCCCCUUCGCUGCCCAACGCCCUCGUCGAGGCGCGCCGGCAUCACACCAAAGCCACGCCCCCGCUGCACCUCCUGCGCCGGCACAACGAAAAGGCGAGCAUGACGGCGGGCAACGGCGGUCUGGCGGACGCUGCGGCAAUCGCGAAGGGCGUGCCGACGACGACGUGCAGCUGCGGCUGCCACCAUCCUACGCAGACAACGUUGACGAUGCCGUCCAUGUCAUUUUCCACCACGCCGUCGCGCUUACCGCACCGCCGCCAUCAACUCGGCGCCCCGGCAGAAAAGGUGGAGAGCGAAGUGGCGAGCUUCGUGGGGGGCCGUCUCGUGCAGUCCCUCCAGCGCGAGCAGCCGCCGCGCGGCUCUGGCAUUCAGCCGCUGCUGGACUACAACAAGCAGUGGGCGAGCGAGAUCUCCCGACUCAACCCGGAAUACUUCACGGAGCUGGCGAAGCAGCAGACGCCGCAGUAUCUCUGGAUCGGCUGCAGCGACAGCCGGGUGCCCGCCAACGAAAUCGUCGGUCUCUACCCCGGCGACGUGUUUGUGCACCGCAACAUCGCGAACAUUGUCUGCAACAGCGACCUGAACGCGCUGGCGGUGCUGCAGUACGCGAUUGACUGCUUGAAGGUCGAGCAUGUCAUCGUCUCGGGGCACUACAAGUGCGGUGGGGUGACGGCGGCGCUGAAGGACACCCGAGUGGGGCUCGCCGACCACUGGAUUCUGCAUGUCUCGGCGGUGAAGAAGCGACACUGGAAGCGCUUGGUGGCCGACGUGCCGGAGCGCAACCACCUCGACGCGCUGUGUGAGCUGAACGUGCUGGCGCAGGUGGAGCACAUCGUCGAGACCCACCUGGUGCAGCGGGUGUGGACACGGCAGAACGCCGAGGAUGCCGCGGCGAAGCGCGAGGGCCGGCCGACAAACAACCGCCCUGAGGACGAGGUGGACAUUCACGGUUGGGUCUACGGGCUAGCGGACGGUCUCGUACGUCCGCUGCUGACGCUGAACCGCCGCUCCAUCAUCGAGCGCGAGCUGCAGGACGCGACGAACGCCCUCUUCUGGCGCUACGGACAGAUCUAA
Leptomonas pyrrhocoris is the source of this 2272-nucleotide messenger RNA. RefSeq names its product putative carbonic anhydrase family protein. NCBI's taxonomy places the organism in Eukaryota, Euglenozoa, Kinetoplastea, Trypanosomatida, Trypanosomatidae. The transcript has a single exon. Gene Ontology annotation, molecular function: carbonate dehydratase activity; zinc ion binding. Gene Ontology annotation, biological process: carbon utilization. The coding region runs from base 1091 to 2272 and encodes 393 amino acids. The record is from RefSeq and is a predicted model, not a curated record.